UUUCCGAAGCUGCUGAAUCAAACUGCUGUUCCUCACAGCAACAACAACAGCAGCAGCAGCAGCAGCAGUAAUGGCAGUCGAGCUGUGAGACACAUGUUACAACUGAGCCGAAACACACAUUGCCGCUGGAGCCGAGAGAGAAGACACUUAAGCAAAAAUGUCUCGGCACAGAAAUGUGCGAGGUUACAACUACGAUGAAGACUUUGACGAUGAUGACAUGUACGGACAGUCUGUGGAGGAUGACUACUGCUGUAUAUCACCAGCAACAGCGAAUCAGUUCAUCUACUCACGUCAAGGAGUGCAAGCACCAAAGGAGGAGACUUUAGAAGAGGAAGAAGAUGAAGAGGAGGUACCCACAUCCCCUACCAUCAGCCACAACCUUAACCCUCUUGACCAAGCCAAGCUAUACUCCUGUCUAGACCAUAUGCGGACUGUGCUGGGAGAUGCAUUGCCAGACUCAGUCCUGACCCAGGCAGCCAUAAGAUGUGGAUUCGACCCGCAGAAGGCUCUGGAUGCAGUUCUGUCUGAAGACGCUAAGACAGCCCCAGUAACCAGAAGUACCGAUGACGAGACGGCUUCUGCAGCAAGAGUUAGCCAGGAGAAAGCACCGCUUCCACAAAGAACCAAACAAGAGGCCGUGGCUGAGAAAGGAGCCUGUUUGUCUGCUUCUCACACAGACAUUACACCCAAUGCACAUAAACCCCAAACAGAUCGGUGCAAACGCACACAACCGCAUGUGCAAGCAAGUGCGACAAACUUGCGUGACCUCUUAAUGCAACAUAAGGCUGACCCCGUGGUUAGCAGCUCUGAACAUCAAAAUUGUAUCCAUCAAAACGGUGGUCCAGGUGUUAGCAGUGGUGCCAGCCUGGCAGAGCUCAUGUCUGGGCAUCGGCAGAAGAGUAAGGCGACAGGAGUAGUUGACAUAGGGCGUGGUUUGGGUGUGCCUUCAUUAAGUGCUCUCACCAUAGGAUCUAAUUCCCCUCCUUCCAUUAUACCUAAUCAGAAUAGUCUUUCAUUAGGAACAUUGGCAUCUUUAAACAUGACUUCAGCAUUUCACGGCUCAGCUCCCUCCCUCCUCUCAGUUCCACUCAGUAGUCUGUCGCUAAACAACCCCAAGAUAACAACUGCAAGCUCUUCUCUGGCUGCUCCUCCUGGGUUUGGGAGUCUUAGUUCUGUCCUCUUGAGCAAUCAGCCCUCAGUGGGAGUUGAGACUGGAGGCAAAGCCGCAAUGGCUGGUCCUAAGGGAAGCCCAUCACUGGCUGAUUUGAUCCAGGAACAUUCAAACCGCAGCCCAACCAGCAGCAACUCCUUUCCUACUCCCCAAAGUGAUAUAACUUCUGUGACGUGUCAGGGGAUGGCUGCACCAGCACAAACAUUCUCACUGUCUGGGCUCGCUUCACAGCACCAAAACAGGAAUGCACGCAUUCAAUCGCAAUCACAGAGCACCGAUCAAACGGCAAACACACUCGACUUUUCUAAACCAACCAACAAUCCUGCAUGCCUAGGUGGGACUGUCUCAUUGUCUCAGCUAGCCCUGCAGCAUCAAACCAACAGUUCCUUUACUUCCCUUCAACCUGUCAGCGUUGACUCUCCAGCAAAUGCACUGAAACAACCACCUGGCAUCUCUGAGCUGCUCCCUUUGUCACAUUUGGCGUCUGAACACAAAGGCAAAACCUCAAACACCUCAAAUGGGUCACAGUACUCCCUCACCUCGCUCCUUUCACCAGCAAAACCAGAGAAAGCUGGUGUGUUAGCAGACAGUACUACAGAGGGCGGGACCAAGUGUAAACUCAACCACAAACCAUACCACCAAAACGUCAGGCCACCUAAGCUGAAGCAGACUAUUGAUUUGAGUGCACUCAUAGCCCAGUCAGAUGGAGCAGGCCCUCGUCACUUUGACCUGGACCUCCCUUCUCCGUCCUCUCCGUCUUCGCCGUCUUCACUCGCCACGGGGCUGGAUUCUUCAGUUUUUGCACAACCAUCAGUAUUUGCGAUUACUAUGUCGAUUCAGAGCCACAGACAACAGAAGAAGACGAGGAAGGGAAAAAUAAGAGGCCAGAGGACAGGAAGUGGUUACCAGGCCUUCCUGUGUAAAUCACCGGACAAAUCCGAAGAGCAGCACACGCCACUCUCGCCAAUUGUACCGUUCGGCUUCGACGCGCCUUCACCUGACGACAUCGUCCGUGCUAAUCAGAGAAAAGCUUUCACCAGGUAGACGAGGAAAAAAAAUAGCAUUUAACUCAGCUGCGUCCAGCUUGGUGCUAAAUUGACUCAGUUGGUAUGGAAGCUCAGACAUUUUCGGUCUUUCCUCCAAAGAACUCAAAAGAGAUGCAGCACUCAGGGCCAUCAGUCUUUUUAACUGUGUCCUACAACCAGUCAUGUGGAGUAAAGAAACUUUUGGGACCAACAGUACUUAAGAAUGACUCGCUGCUUAUCACUGCAAAAAAACUCAGCAUUCUGUAUAUACAACAGUGUUACACCAUUUAUGUAUUUCUCUUUUUAUAGAGCCAAGCAAACAAGUCUUAUGUUGCUACUACAUACACAACAAUGAUAUCUGAGUCAAGCGGGAUACACUUCUCAGUGUCUCUGGCAGCUUGAAAAUAAUCAGCAGCUAAAGGAAUAUUAGUAUUUUAAGAGCUUUUAGAACAUUUCUCUCAUUUACUGUACUUAACAUUUUUUUCUACAUUUUAAACUUGAGUCUUAUUUUCCUAUGCUCGGAUGGCCAUUGGCUUUUUUAAUUGACAUUUUGUUUUGUAGAGAAAGUAAAGUAGUUUAAUCUAAAGCCAGGGAAAAUUCAAAGUAUAUCUCUUUCUGCAUGGCCUCUUUUCUAGAGGUUGAGCUGCAUGAACCCUCAAAAGAGAAAAAGAGGUUGAUUUUAGUUUGCAGGUGUGCUGCAGCUAUUGGAAUAUGGAUCAGUUAACCAUUGUUCUGGUUUACUGCUGCCUGUGUUUCAGAUCAUGGGGUAGACAUUUUGGUUUAGAGGACACCUGGAGAUUUUCCCAUGAGGGAGCGAGAACAAACACACACACACACACACACACACGCACGUGCAUGCAGACACACACUAACACACACUAACACACACUUGCACCGACAGACAAAUGAACACUGUAUGAUAUUGAAGAAAUGAGUUUACUAUGAAUGCCAGCACUGUGCAUAAAGAGUGCACUGGAUGAGUCAAAAUGAAUCCCCUCAAGAGGUAAAAGUGUUUUUUCUGGCUCUUAGCCUUUAAUAUUCUGAUGUACAAAUGAGUUUAAUUCACACGGGGUGUGUCACCAUGACACUCUGCCAGAGGUUAAUUUGUCAAUUUUGAAAUAAAGAUGACUGAAUGUACGUAAUCUGAA
Messenger RNA from Sebastes umbrosus (honeycomb rockfish), 3344 nucleotides. RefSeq names its product HBS1-like translational GTPase (gene hbs1l). The record is from RefSeq and is a predicted model, not a curated record. Gene Ontology annotation, molecular function: GTPase activity; GTP binding. Gene Ontology annotation, biological process: translation. The coding region runs from base 158 to 2215 and encodes 685 amino acids. Lineage: Eukaryota; Metazoa; Chordata; Actinopteri; Perciformes; Sebastidae. The transcript has 5 exons.